Molecule: messenger RNA, 2453 nt
Organism: Xenopus laevis (African clawed frog)
Lineage: Eukaryota; Metazoa; Chordata; Amphibia; Anura; Pipidae
Gene: tmem178a.L
Product: transmembrane protein 178A L homeolog
Exons: 4
Coding region: 711-1625 (304 amino acids)
Biological process (GO): negative regulation of osteoclast differentiation; regulation of cytosolic calcium ion concentration
Cellular component (GO): membrane; endoplasmic reticulum membrane
Source: RefSeq, a predicted model, not a curated record
AGGUGUUCUGGUGGGCCCCUGGCAUCCCAGUCCGACACUGCUGACUGAUGUGAAGAAUGAAAAUAAAGGAAUAGAAAAUAGAUACUAGAGUAAGACAGAGAGAGGUGAGUUGGGAGGCAAGAGAAUAUUGCUGAAGUAAGGAAGGGAGACUGCUGGCAAAACCCCCAAAUGUAACAGAUACACAGUCGUAAUAAAUAUGUUCCAGGCUCCAACUAAGUGCCAGUCUCUGCUCUGCUCCAUGUGAGAGAGUGAAGAGCAGAGAGCAGGGGAAGGUGGAGCAAGCAGGAGAGGAAUAUAGGGAGGGAGAGGUGAGGGGAAAGACUGUGCCUAUAGAAAGCUGCCGCCUGCAGUCUCCUCUGUGAGCUCCAGAGGAAGGAAUACAAUACACUGAGCUGGGCCAGCCCUUGCACAACCCCGGCAUCUUGGUGCUGCCACUUGCUCGGUGCUGCCAGUUGCUGGUGCUGCAGUUAACUGCUUGCUGGUGCUGGGCUGGCUGGUGCUGGCUGGAGCAGGCAGGUGACACGAUGCAGACUUGGGGAUACAGGCAAGGGGCAGCCUGUGUGUUUGGGUGAUUGCACAUUCCAGCAGAAGGGGUCUCUCCAUGGGUGCAAGGGCUGCGAGCAGGGGAGUGCGUUGCUGCCUGUAUACGAGCCGCCGACCCCCAGUGCCAACUGCUGCCGCUGUCUCGCUGUGAUGCUGAAUGAGGAGCCAUGGAGAGCCGCGGCUUGGUCACUGCUGUCAGCCUGACUCUGAGUAUCUGCUCGCUGCUCCUCCUCGUCACUGCCAUCUUCACCGACCACUGGUACGAGACGGACACCCGCAAACACAAGGAGAUGUGCGACAGUCAGGGCAACUCCGACCCCACCGACCAGAAGAACAGGCUCAUGCCGCUCUACCAGCUGCCCUUCCGCGGCGACCCCUCCAAGACUCGCAGGUUGGGGCUUCUCUCUCCUGCUUCGGCUGGGGGGGUCAGGGAACCGGAGGAUCUGCUGGAGAACUGGAGGUCCCUGUUGGGUCUGGGGGUGUUGGAGUCGGAAUGCGGGCGCCCCCUCUUUUCUACCUACUCCGGCCUCUGGAGAAAAUGCUACAUAAUGGGCAUCGACAAGGACAUUGACAACCUCAUCAUCAAAGGAAUUGCUCAGAAAUGCACAGCCAUCAAGUAUCACUUCUCUCAGCCUAUUCGCCUGCGGAAUAUCCCAUUCAACUUGACCAGGGCAAUUCAGCAAGAUGAGUGGCACCUUUUACAUUUAAGAAGAAUUACGGCAGGAUUCCUGGGCAUGGCGGCAGCUGUUCUCCUGUGUGGAUGCAUUGUGGCAGCAAUCAGCUUUUUCUGGGAAGAGAGCCUCACACAGCAUGUGGCUGGACUUCUCUUUCUCAUGACGGGAAUAUUCUGUACCAUCUCCUUAUGUACUUAUGCAGCCAGCGUCGCUUAUGAUCUGAAUCGCCAGCCAAAAUUUAUUUAUGGGCUUCCCAGUGAUGUUGAACAUGGAUACAGCUGGUCUUUAUUUUGUGCCUGGAGCAGUCUGGGCUUGAUCGUGGCAGCGGGGUGUCUCUGUACAGCCUACCCCUUUAUCAGCAGGACCAAGAUUUUGCAUCUAAAGUUUGCCAGAGACUCGUGUGUAUGAUUAAGGACGGCAGGGUUCAUGACUUUGUUGCCAACCAGAAGCUUUUCUGCUCACUCCAGUUGUUCUGUGGAUGAACAGAUUCUAUAAAUCCAUUUCUUAAGCACAAAUACUGAACGUUUUAACAAAUCACUGCUGGAAUGGUAACAUAGAAUCCCUACAUGUAAAGAAAACUCUGUACGUCAUGCGGUGGCCUUGCAUUGAACCACUGUAGGACCUUUUCUGUGCUCUUCUAGCCCACGUGGGUUCCUCGGAAAAGCAGACCCUGAGAUCUCACACACGGAAAAGCGACUCCACUUUCACGGGGAUAAACCCUUCCAAGCAUGGAAAUACUGUGCAAGUUCAAGUGCUUUAACCAAUCAUUAUUUAUGCAAAAUAUUUAUGUCUCAGUGUAAGAGGAAGAAAAAUGCCUGGAAAGGAACAGUGUUUGUUUCUAAGCCUCUCUUCAUUUUCUGAUCCUUUUGCUUGUUGUCGUCUUGAAACAGAGAAAAAGCAAAAUUAUAAAAAAAAGACCCAUUUGUGAGAUGAACCUGGUGGAAAUAAAAUCAAUAUGUUGUUAAUCCCAAACUUUGCAAACCCCUUUGAAAUCUGUUGUUCCAUAAUAGCAUCUUCUUUUGCCUUUCCCUUGCCAAUCCUGUUAUCCUCGUUGUGCCAUUAUAAACAUUGUCAUUAUAGUUCAGCUAAGGAACCGAGGUUUCUGUGCCUAUUAUUUGGUAUCCGUUAUUCAGCAUUUAGCAACGUGAUUGUUUUAACCAGGUCAGUGAUGAUUUUUACCAUUUUUACUUGCUCAGAGUACAACUUUGCAUUAAAAAUAAACCGAUUUUCUUCCCA